AUGGAGAAAGCGCGGCCGCUGUGGGCCAACCCGCUGCAGUUCGUGUUCGCCUGCAUCUCCUACGCCGUGGGCCUGGGCAACGUGUGGCGCUUCCCCUACCUGUGCCAGAUGUACGGCGGAGGGAGCUUCCUGGUUCCCUACCUCAUCAUGCUCCUCCUGGAGGGCAUGCCGCUCCUGUACCUGGAACUGGCGGUCGGACAGCGCAUGCGCCAGGGAAGCAUCGGCGCCUGGAGGACCAUCAGCCCCUACCUGAGCGGAGUUGGCGUCGCCAGCGUGGUGGUGUCCUUCUUCCUGUCCAUGUACUACAAUGUCAUCAACGCCUGGGCCUUCUGGUACCUCUUCCACUCCUUCCAGGACCCCCUGCCGUGGUCCGUCUGCCCACUGAACGCCAACCGCACGGGCUACGACGCCGAGUGUGAGCAGGCCUCCUCCACCAAGUACUUCUGGUACCGGAAGACCCUCAACAUCUCGCCGUCCAUCCAGGACAGCGGCGGGCUGCAGUGGGAGCCCGCCCUGUGCCUCCUGCUGGCCUGGCUCGUGGUCUACCUGUGCAUCCUGCGGGGCACCGAGUCCACGGGCAAGGUGGUGUACUUCACCGCGUCGCUGCCCUACUGUGUGCUCAUCAUCUACCUGAUCAGGGGCCUCACGCUGCACGGGGCCACCAACGGCCUGCUGUACAUGUUCACCCCCAAGCUGGAGCAGCUGGCCAACCCCAAGGCCUGGAUCAACGCAGCCACCCAGAUCUUCUUCUCGCUCGGCCUGGGGUUCGGCAGCCUGAUCGCCUUCGCCAGCUACAACGAGCCCUCCAACAACUGCCAGAAGCACGCCAUCAUCGUGUCCCUCAUCAACAGCUCCACCUCCAUCUUCGCCAGCGUCGUCACCUUCUCCAUCUACGGCUUCAAGGCCACCUUCAACUACGAGAGCUGCUUGAGCAAGGUGAUUCUGCUGCUGACCAAUUCUUUCGACCUGGAAGAUGGCUUCCUGACGGCCAGCAACCUGGAGCAGGUGAAGGGCUACCUGGCAUCGACCUACCCCGACCAGUACAGCAAGGUGUUCCCGCUGAUCAGAAACUGCAGCCUGAAGGCCGAGCUGGACACGGCCGUCCAGGGCACCGGCCUGGCGUUCAUCGUCUACACGGAGGCCAUCAAGAACAUGGAGGUUUCCCAGCUGUGGUCCGUGCUGUACUUCUUCAUGCUGCUCAUGCUGGGCAUCGGGAGCAUGCUGGGCAACACGGCCGCCAUCCUCACGCCCCUCACCGACAGCAAGGCCAUCACCCGCCACCUGCCCAAGGAGGCCAUCGCCGGUCUGGUGUGCCUCGUCAACUGCGCCGUGGGCCUGGUGUUCACCCUGGAGGCCGGCAACUACUGGUUCGACGUCUUCAACGACUACGCGGCCACGCUGUCCCUGCUGCUCAUUGUCCUGGUGGAGACAGUGGCCGUGUGCUACGUGUACGGGCUGAGGAGAUUUGAAAAUGACCUUCAGGCCAUGACUGGCCGCACCCUGAGCUGGUACUGGAAGAUCAUGUGGGCUGGCGUGAGCCCGCUGCUCAUCAUCAGCCUCCUGCUCUUCUACCUGAGCGACUACAUCCUCACGGGGACCCUGCAGUACCAAGCCUGGGACGCCUCCCAGGGCCAGCUGGUGACCAAGGACUACCCGGCGUACGCGCUGGCGGUCAUCGGGCUGCUCGUGGCCUCCUCCACCAUGUGCAUCCCGCUGGUGGCCCUGGGCACUUUCGUCGUGCGCCGCCUCCGGCGGGGAGACCCGGCGCCCGUGGCCUGA
This is a messenger RNA of Pipistrellus nathusii (Nathusius's pipistrelle), 1779 nucleotides long. NCBI's taxonomy places the organism in Eukaryota, Metazoa, Chordata, Mammalia, Chiroptera, Vespertilionidae. The record is from the annotation of a GenBank genome assembly.